Molecule: messenger RNA, 5124 nt
Organism: Sparassis crispa
Lineage: Eukaryota; Fungi; Basidiomycota; Agaricomycetes; Polyporales; Sparassidaceae
Exons: 5
Coding region: 1-5124 (1707 amino acids)
Source: RefSeq, a predicted model, not a curated record
AUGGCCAACGUGCAACGUCAACGUGCGCGUAUGCGCUCCCCGCGCCAGCUCUCCUCUGGCCGCUCCCCGGACGCGUCCUCGUCUGAUUCGAGCCCAGUGCGUGCCUCGUCCACCGACUCCCCCUCUUCAUCCUCCCCCGACGCUUCACCCUCAUCCACCCCGCCUACGUCCUCGGUCGCCCCCCCUGCAUCCUCAGCCCCGCCGCCUUCCUCGUCCGACUCUCCUUCCCCGUCCUCCGACUCUCCUUCCCCGACUUCCACCCCAACACGGCCGCCAUCCUCCACUUCCGGCCCGAGCUCUCCGUCCGACCCCUCCACCACCCCCUCCAUGGCCCCGUCCUCUCACACCGCGUCUUCCACUACUCCAACUGCGUCCACCUCGGACCCUCCCAGUGUGACCACACCCACAAGUGCCAGUACGUCCGUCUCCCAGGCCUCGGCGGCCUCCUCGGCAUCCGCGUCGGCGCCAACCUCGGCGCCCUCGACUCCACCAAGCUCUGGCUCGUCCAUCCCACCUUCGGCCUCAGGCACAACUUCCAUCCCUAGAUCCACGUCUGAACCCGGGGGGGUGUCCUCUUCCGCGUCUGGGGGCGUUUCUUCUGCGCCGGGGAGUGCGUCUUCCGUCUCCGCGGGGUUAUCUUCUGCGUCUGUGGGGCUGUCUUCUGCGUCGGGGAGCACGUCUUCUGUGUCUGAGGGGAUAUCUUCUGCAUCGGAGAGCGCGUCUUCUGUUUCUGAGGGGUCUGUGUCUGAGGGGAUAUCUUCUGCAUCGGAGAGCGCGUCUUCUGUUUCUGAGGGGGUAUCUUCUGCAUCGAAGAGCGCGUCUUCUGUUUCUGAGAGGGGAUCUUCGGCACCGCUGAGCGCGUCUUCUGCACCGGGGAGCGCUUCUUCAGCACCGCUGAGCGCGUCUUCAGCGGGGAGCGCGUCUUCUGCACCGGGGAGCACGUCUUCCGCGUCCGGGGGCGCGCCGUCAUCUGCGACCUCAUCUACGCCGCCCAUGUCCCCGUCCAUGACGAUGACUUUACCUUCAUCUUCCUCUCUGCCUUCUACCUCUUCGUUCUCGUCCGCAUCGCCCCUGUCGUCGUAUGCACCCACGUCUGCGCUUUCGUCUUCGUCCGAGUAUGUAUCCACGUCUCUGUCUGCGCCUUCUUCGUCUUCUUCCUCGUAUCCAUCGACAUUUGACUCUUCGUCCGCGUCGACGUUUGUUUCUUCGUCCGCAUCGACAUUUGUUUCCUUACCUUCAUCGACAUUUGUCUCCUCAUCCGUAUCGACAUUUGCCUCAUCCGCGUCGACAUUUGCUUCCUCAUCCGCAUCGACAUUUACUUCUUCAUCCGCGUCGACAUUUGACUCUUCAUCUGCAUACACCAUUUCCUCUACAUCCCCAUCUGCAUCCACACUUAUCCCUCCGUCGUCAUACGCAUCCACGUCCUCGCCCGCAUCCGUAUCUAUCCCCCCCUCCACGUCCGCAUCUUCGUCCUCCUCCAUACCUACAUUUUUUUCUUCACUAUCUACGUCCGCUCCCACAUCUCCAUCCGCGUCUUCUCUUGCGUCCUCGUCCGUACCUGCGUCCUCGUCUACCUCCAUUCCUCCAUCUUCGUUUUCCUCGUCUACGUUCCUCUCUCCAUCUUUGUCUUCGUCUUCGUACGCGUCCGCGUCCUCGCCUACUUCCUCACCCUCAUCUGCCUCUGCGUCCGCACCCACCUCCUCAUCUGCGUCUACGCCCACACUUUUAUCUUCUUCGUAUGCGUUGACGUCUUCGCCUACGUCCUCGUCCACGCCCACGUCUCUGUCCACGUCCGCACCCGCGUCUUCGUCUACGUCCAUCCCUCCAUCCUUGUCUUCUUCGUAUGCACCUACGUCUUCGGCUGCAUCCUCAUCCACGUCCGCACCCGCGUCCUCGUCCACGUCCAUCCCUCCAUCUUUGUCUUCGUCGUCGAACGCGUUUACGUCCUUACCAACUUCCGCCCCCUCACUUACAUCUACGUCUGCACCCACAUCCUCGUCUACGUCCUUCCCCACAUCUUUCUCUUCGUUUUCGCCCACAUCUGAACCCACAUCCUCCCCAACACCCACAUCUGCAUCCACGUCCGCGUCCGCAUCUUCAUCCGCGUCCACGCCCACGUUUUUAUCUUCGUCUUCAACACCCAUAUCUGUACCCACGUCCGCGCCCGCAUCUUCAUCUACGUCCUUGCCCACAUUUUUGUCUUCUUCGUAUGCAUCUACGUCCUUGCCCACAUCCUCAUCCACGCCCGCAUCCUUGCCCACAUUUUUGUCUUCUGCAUCUAUGUCUUUGCCCACAACCUCAUCCACGCCCACAUCUGUAUCCACGUCCGCGUCCGCAUCUUCAUCCGCGUCCACGCCCACAUUUUUGUCUUCAUCUUCGUACGCAUCGGCGUCCUUAUCCACACCCUCAUCUGCAUCCGCACCCGCAUCUUCUUUCUCCUUCUCUCCCUCGGACGCACCUACGUCCGCAUCCGCUCCCCCCUCCACCCACGCAUCUGUAUUUACAUCUGCAUCCGACCCCGCGUCCGUGUUGUCUUCGACAUCCGGUGCUUCUUCGCUCUCGCCCUCAUCUUCAUUCGUAGAUCCGUUUACGUCCUCGUCUUUUCUGUCUGCAUCUCUCUCAUCGUCUCUUUUCUCGUCUACGAGUCUAUCUGCGUUUUUCUCUUCUUCCCUUUUCUCUUCUUCGUCUCUAUCUUCGACUUCUAACGCAUCUGCUACUUAUACCCCCGCGUCAUCGUCUUUCCUUCUCUCUUCCGCGUCACAGGCGCCCAUCGCGUCUUCGUCUGUCUCCUCGUCCAGUUUUACGAGCGCGUUCUCACCCGUUUCUCUCCCCAGUGCCAGCACCCCCGGCAGCACCGCCGCAAGCUCCGCGUCCGAGGCAAGUUCGGCUUCGGCGUCGAGUCCAAGCCCAAGCUCGGGCUCGAGCUCGAGCACCGAGUCUGAUCCCCCACCGUCUGCGUCCGCGUCGGGCUCUGCGGGUUCUGUAACGAGGUCCUCGACCGCGGGCGGCUCCUCCUCGCGUUCGUCUGAGGCGUCCUUGUCCGCCGCUUCCUCCUCUUCGUAUGCUGGGCCCCCUGCUGCUUCCUCGUCUGCCGGUUUCACCCCUGCCUCCUCGUCCGACAGUUCAUCGGAUGCCCCGGCUUCAUCCUCCACUGUCAGCUUACCCUUCUCGUUCUUCUCGCGCACCGUCGCCGCUUCCACCACGACCCCUACCCCAAGCUCGGACACGCGUUUCUCCUCCUCGACCAACGCGCCUGCCUCUUCUUCGACGAACACGCCUUCCUCCUCUUCGACGAACGCGCGCUCCUCUACGACCGUGCGCUCAGCCUCCACGAACUCCCGCUCCUCCUCGAGAGCACGCUCCUCCGCACACUCCUCAUCAUCCUUCUCCGUUGAUCUCUCUUCUUCCGCCUCACAACCUACCUCUUUCUCUUCCUCAGACCCCUCGUCCUCCACGGACCCCUCCUCUUCCUCCUGGGAUUCCUCCUCUACGGACCCGCACACCUCCAGCGCGACCUCCCGGAGCGUGUUCACGAGCACGGUUGUCGUGACGUCGACUUGGACUAACCACGGGCAGACAGGCGUAACGACUGUGACGUCGAUCACGACGGGGACGCUCAUCCCCGACCCGGCUGACAAGGAUGGCAAUAUUUUCGAACACAACUCCGGCGCGCUCGCAGGCCUCGUCAUCGGCUGCAUCGCCUUCGUCGCCAUGCUCGCCUUCUGGAUUUUCCUCGCGCUCCGCCGUCACCGCGCACAUCGCCUCGAGGUCGCAGCGCUCGCCGGACAGCCCCGCGGUCGCGCCCCUCUCGGAGAAGACGACGACGGUGACGACGACGACGCGGGUAUGUUGCAACAGACAGACGUCCCGAUCCCCGUUUCGCUCGCAGGCCUCGCCGGCGCGUAUAUGCCUCUGCGCGAGCGCACCGUGUCGGGCGACCUUGAUCUCGUUGCCCCGGCUCUGACUCGCACGCCGAGCGACGAACGUUCGGCGCUGAUCGACGCGCCCGGUCUCACGAGCGAGGACGUCCUCGCCGUGCCCCCGCCCAGCGCGAGGCGCGCGCACCGCUCGUCGAGCUUCGUGGGCCCCGAGCCCGCCGCGUGGCUUGGCGGACGCGAUAUUUCGGCGGACCCGUUCCGCGACCCGGUGCCGCCGUCGCCCUUAUCCGCGCAGCGAUACUCGCCCGACGACACGGGUGUGCUGGGUGGAAGCGGCGGCGAGGACGUGGAACAGCUCGGUGGUGGUGCCGGGGGCAGCGGGUCCUCGCAGCGCGCGUCGGGCGGCUCGAACGGGUUCAGAACGAGCGGGGAUGUCCUCCGCCGGCAGAGCGGGGGCGCGUCCUCGAGCGGGCACUCGUCCAGCGGGCACGGGCACGCGUCGGAGCAGGGCCACAGACUGUCGUCGCACGGACACGGGAUGAACGACGGCCGCCGGUCGCCGGGCCCGUCGAGCCUGCUGCCCACGCAGCCGCACCCCGCGGUCCCGCCCACUGCGUACCGCCCGAUGGCGGACGAGGAGGAGGAGGGGGAGAGUGCGCCACGGAGGAUGGGGAUCCUCGGCCGCUCGUUGCGCUGGAAGCGCGGGCGGUCCUCGUCAGCCACUUCCGUGCCGGGCAGCAUGGGCGGGAACAACGCGACGGGCAGCGCGCCCGGGAGCAACGGGUUCAGCAGCGCGAGCACGAGCCAGUCGAACACGCUGCUCUCCCCGCCCGCGAGCCUGGUGCAGUCGCCGACGGCGUCGUUCUACGACCCGCCGCGCCUCGCGCGCCCGCCGUCGAUCAUCCGCCCGAACUCGUCCGCGCUCGGCGGUCUGUCCGUGCCGGUGCUCGUGCUGCCCGAGCAAGGGUUCAUGUCCAGCAGGCCGGAUUUGCCGUCGCCCGCCCCGACGGAAGGGUCGAGCCGCGCACCAGAGGGCCUGCUGCACCCGCACCUCGGCGCGCUCGGGCCCGUCGGGAUGCGGAGCACGGGCGCGAUCAGCUUUAGAGACGAUAUGGACUACUCGAGGCCUAUCGGCGGGCUGGUGAACAAUAGACAGUAUAGCUCGACGACGGUGCAUACCGUAGACAGCAACACGCGGCCGUCGACGCGCAGGACAUCGCAAGAUUCGGAGCGCUCGAACACGUAG